UGGUAGGUGGCAGAAAUAAAUUUGUGUUGCCAAGGUUUGCAUACAAGUUGAUCUUCUUUUUGGUAUGUUCUGUGGUUAUACUUCACGAUCUUAGUUGCUGGUAAUGUAAAUUUUCUAAUAAAAGUGCAAAUAUGGAGUCUAAAAAAUUGAAUCUUAUUGUAUUUGAUUUAGAUUAUACCCUGUGGCCUUUUUGGGUAGAUACCCAUGUAACACCACCUUUCCAAAAAAAUGCCAGUGGUCACAUUGUGGAUAGGAACAAUACAAAGAUAGAAUGUUAUCCGGAAGUUCCAGAAGUUUUAAACGAAUUACAUAACGAGGGUUAUACAUUGGCAGUAGCUUCCAGAACUUCAGAAAUAAAAGGUGCAAAACAACUAAUACAACUUUUUGGAUGGGAUAAAUAUUUUAAGUACUUGGAAAUAUUUCCUGGUCAAAAAACAAAACAUUUCAACAACAUCAAGAGUCAGUCUGGAGUUCAAUAUAACGAAAUGAUAUUUUUUGAUGAUGAAUCGCGUAAUAUUGUUGAUGUUGGUGGUAUAGGAGUUACAUCAAUACUCGUAACAGAUGGUGUUAAUAGAAAAAUUGUAGAAGAAGGAAUAAGACGAUUUGCAAGGAAAAAAUAAUAAUGUACAAGUUACUUUAAUUUGAAUAAAUAUAAUUGUUAUUUUCUUCUUAUUUAUUAAAACAGUUUUUAAACACUAAA
Molecule: messenger RNA, 700 nt
Organism: Diorhabda carinulata
Lineage: Eukaryota; Metazoa; Arthropoda; Insecta; Coleoptera; Chrysomelidae
Product: magnesium-dependent phosphatase 1-like
Exons: 4
Coding region: 132-620 (162 amino acids)
Molecular function (GO): acid phosphatase activity
Source: RefSeq, a predicted model, not a curated record